CUGCACCAUUCAUACAGAUCAACACCGAAGUGUGGCAAAUUUUGGGGAUAAGGAGGAGUCUCUGUGCCCCAUACCACCCCCAGACGAAUGGGUUGGUGGAGAGAUUAAAUGGCACAAUACAGAGCUCACAAGAGAAAAACCCAACACAUGGGAUAGAUACCUGGACGCUGUGAUGUUUGGUUUGCGCUCCAAAAAGCAGCUCACAACCCGCUUCUCUCCAUUUUACCUGAUAUUUGGGAGGGAAGCAAGGUAUCCAUCUCAGGUGCAGGAAAACUAUAAGGUCGAUGGGUCCUUUAAGGAGCAGUUUAAUGAAGAGGAGGUGGCAAUGGAUAUCGAGCAACAGGACAAAGUUGUCAGCAUUGUCCAGCAAAAUGUGGAGAAGGUUCAGGAGAGAACCAGAGGGAGACUGCAAUCCCUGAAAAAGAGAGCGAGCUUUAAGGUGGGGGACGUGGUGUGGAGGAAGAACGUCCGUAGCCUACAGCGGAAAGGGGGAAAGCUGGAUCCGGAGUUUCUUGGGCCGUUCACAGUGGUGAACAUUGAAGAGAAAAGUGUUGACCUUGUGGAUAGUUCAGGAAAAUCUAUCCACAAGGUCAACAAUGAUCACCUGAAGCUGCACACUACCCCAACCCCAAGAAUUCCUCGGAGGUUGAAAAUUCCCCCAGUCUCUUCCAUUACCUCCACUCUACCUGCUGCCACCUCCACUCCACCUGUCAUCUUCCCCUCAGAACAGAGGAGCCUUGUGCUGGAUCCACUCGGCAACGAUGCCUCCAAGAUCAAAAGAUGUCUGGAGACCACAAGGCUUUUGGGUAUCAAGGAGGGUUUCCACAGGUUCCUGCAGGGGACAUCCAUUGACCUGGCAAGGGCAGUCCAAUUCAACAGUUCCAUCCACGACACCUUGGUCAGUCAAAGAACUGAACAGGUGGCUGAGGAACUCUAUGAGGUCACAAAGCAGCUCUGCUCUGACCACAACCUUCCCGAGCCCUCUCCUGCUCCAAGGAGAAAGCAGAGGAGAACGGAUGAUUUUGUUGUUGAGGCGUCUACUGGGUCGGGCUCUGACCUGCUUAACGACUAG
Messenger RNA from Gadus chalcogrammus (walleye pollock), 1072 nucleotides. RefSeq lists its product as uncharacterized. The coding region runs from base 173 to 1072 and encodes 299 amino acids. The transcript has 5 exons. The record is from RefSeq and is a predicted model, not a curated record. Lineage: Eukaryota; Metazoa; Chordata; Actinopteri; Gadiformes; Gadidae.